Messenger RNA from Syngnathus acus (greater pipefish), 1812 nucleotides. RefSeq names its product potassium inwardly rectifying channel subfamily J member 11 (gene kcnj11). NCBI's taxonomy places the organism in Eukaryota, Metazoa, Chordata, Actinopteri, Syngnathiformes, Syngnathidae. The transcript has a single exon. The record is from RefSeq and is a predicted model, not a curated record. Gene Ontology annotation, cellular component: plasma membrane. Gene Ontology annotation, molecular function: ATP-activated inward rectifier potassium channel activity. Gene Ontology annotation, biological process: regulation of monoatomic ion transmembrane transport; potassium ion import across plasma membrane. Bases 419 to 1576 code for a protein of 385 amino acids.
GAUUGUGGAGGGAGGGUCUCAUGCUAUCGAGCAGGAGUGUCGGCACAAAAGGAAAGUGCAUUAGGGAGAUUGGCCGGCAACAAUAAAAACUAUUGGACACGGUUGCGUCUAAUGCGUGUGAAUGCGCACUGGAUUUCUCUCAAUGCCGUGUGCGCCUGCUGCGCUGGUGAGGUGCUGUUAUUUAUUUUGAUGGUGGUGGUGCACUCUGAGUGACGGUGGCAGCUGAGGACGAAGGACAGGAAUCCCCACAUGGGACGUCAAGCCACUGACUGGGGGGCAACGUGAAGAGAGCGCAUAGCUGGGACGAACAUGAAGGCUGCGGCCGAGCGAAAAAGCGGACAGAAAGCUGCAAAGCUAUACUAAAAAAACAAGACGAUUUUAUUUGUUCCUGCCUUUGGGGGCGUAAUGCGUGAGAGCCAUGUUGUCCAGAAAAGGCCUCAUUCCGGAGGACUACUUGCUGACACGCUUGGCCGAGGAUGUCCAGCAGCCCAAGUUCAAAUCGAAAACGAGGAAAGCCCGCUUCGUGGCCAAGAACGGCACCUGCAAUGUGGCGCACACCAACAUCCGCGAGCAGGGCCGCUUCCUCCAAGACGUCUUCACCACUUUGGUGGACAUGAAAUGGCUCCACACGCUCAUCAUCUUCACCAUGUCGUUCCUGUGCAGCUGGCUUCUUUUCGGGAUGGUCUGGUGGCUCAUCGCCUUCGCGCACGGCGACCUGGACCGGCAGCCGGACGGCUUCGUGCCGUGCGUCACGGAGAUUCGCUCCUUUUCGUCCGCCUUCCUCUUCUCCAUCGAGGUGCAGGUGACCAUCGGCUUCGGGGCGAGGAUGGUGACGGAGGAGUGCUUGUCUGCCAUCGUCGUGCUUAUUAUGCAGAACAUCGUGGGGCUGGUUAUCAACGCCAUCUUGCUCGGCUGCAUCUUCAUGAAGACCGCGCAGGCGCGCCGGCGCGCCGAGACGCUUAUUUUCAGCAAGCACGCAGUCAUCUCCGUGCGUAACAACAAACUUUGCUUCAUGGUGCGCAUCGGUGACCUGAGGAAGAGCAUGAUCAUCAGCGCCACAGUGCGGAUGCAGGUAGUAAAGAGAAGCACCACCGAGGAGGGCGAGGUGGUGCCCCUGGAUCAGAUCGACAUCAACAUGGACAACCCGGUGGGCACCAACGGGGUCUUCCUGGUGUCCCCGCUCAUCAUCAGCCACGUGAUCGACAAGGACAGCCCGCUGUACGCCAUGUCUGCGGCGGACCUGCUGCACGACGACGUGGAGAUCAUCGUGGUCCUGGAAGGCGUGGUGGAGACCACCGGCAUCACUACGCAGGCCAGGACCUCGUACGUGUCCGAGGAGAUCCUAUGGGGGCAGCGAUUCGUGCCCACCGUGUCUGAGGAGGACGGCAUAUACGCGGUAGACUACUCCAAGUUCGGCAAUACGCAGAAGGUGCCCACGCCGUGCUGCAGCGCCAAGAAACUGGACGAGGUGGGCGGCAUCGCGAGGUUUAAACUCACCGAGGGCGUCACCUUGCGGCCGUCGGUGAGAAGGCGGCGGGCAGCCACCAUAGCCCGGCGCUCCAGGUUGGACAGUUGAUGAAAACGUGCUUUCUUAGAACGAAUACGUCAAUGUGGACGACGAGAAUGUACUCGUGUGCUAUCGCUGCAAUUCCAGACAAUUCAACGUGAUUUAUAGAGCACAGAUAGUAUCUCCACUUUGGGAACCAGUCCUAAUUUACUUGACGACAGAAUAGCCCUUCAUGUCAGCCUUUUGAGAUAUUUUCAUUCAACAUGUCUGUUUUUAAGUUUGACCUACAAAAGUUUGCGCAAUAU